CAACGUUGUGAUAAGUAACACGUUUGUUGUUUGUACGGUUUGAAGUCGUUUCCAUGUUAGCCUAACCGGCCCAAACGACGAACACGAACACGUGACUUUUUAUUCAAAUGACUACUCAAUUUGUAUUUAGCAAUUAAUUAUUAAUCGCAUGUUUUGAUUCCAAAUUCCGAUGUCUUACAACAAUAAUAGAAACAGCUUUGGUCGUGGAGGCGGUGGUUUUAGAGGAGGCCGAGGUGAUGGAGGUGGCCGAGGAGGCGGAGGUGGCAAUUUCCGUGGUGGUGGCGGAGGCCGUGGUGGCGGAAGAGGUGGAUUCAAUAGAUUUGCAGAACAAGGACCUCCAGAAGAAGUUGUACCUCUGGGUUAUUUUACUCAUGCUUGUCAAGAUGACAUUAUUUGCAAGGCUGAAAUGGAAGAUGUUCCAUAUUUUAAUGCACCCAUAUAUUUUGCCAAUAAACAACAGAUUGGAAAAAUAGAUGAAAUAUUUGGAACAUACAGUGAUUAUUUUGUGUCCAUAAAGUUAAACUCUGAAAUUAAAGCAAAAUCUUUCAAAGGAGCCGACAAGUUAUACAUUGAUCCAGUAAAACUAUUACCAUUGAAGAAAUUUUUACCUCAACCUGGCGGCCAGAGAGGUAGAGGAGGUGGUGGCGGAAGAGGACGUGGUAGAGGUGGUGGCGGCCGUGGUGGCGGUGGUUUUGGACGUGGUGGCGGCGGCGGAGGUCGUGGAGGCGGUGGUUUCGGACGUGGAGGCCGUGGUGGCGGCGGAGGCGGUGGAGGACGAGGAUUUGGCGGUGGACGAGGAUUUGGUGGUGGCGGAGGAAGAGGAGGAGGAGGACGAGGUUUCAAGAGAUAAAAAUAAUAAUAAUAAAAAAAUUUUUGUAAUUAUUAAAUAAAUAAAUAUUUGUGUUAA
This is a messenger RNA of Myzus persicae (green peach aphid), 907 nucleotides long. RefSeq names its product probable H/ACA ribonucleoprotein complex subunit 1 (gene Gar1). The transcript has 4 exons. Bases 170 to 850 code for a protein of 226 amino acids. Lineage: Eukaryota; Metazoa; Arthropoda; Insecta; Hemiptera; Aphididae. The record is from RefSeq and is a predicted model, not a curated record. Gene Ontology annotation, molecular function: box H/ACA snoRNA binding. Gene Ontology annotation, cellular component: box H/ACA snoRNP complex. Gene Ontology annotation, biological process: snoRNA guided rRNA pseudouridine synthesis; ribosome biogenesis.